UUCAUUUUCUCUUUUUCUAUUCCGAUUUGUGUGAUGGAGGAUGAACCUUUUCUGAAAACCUCCCAAAUCACAGAGCGUUGCGAUUUACCCUUGGCAGCUUCCAAAUCCUUCAACUAUGUUACCACGUUGCAGGAAGCCCGACGAGAACAAGAGGUAGUAGAGACAGAAACCUCAUCUGAACAACAACAACAACAACAACAACCAUUGCAUCCGAGGAAGAAACUGAGUCGCUGCAAGACUGCCCCAGCCAUGGUUGUUAUGCGAGACCUCAAACCCAAGACACCCGAAGUUCCGAAACCUCAGAGUAAUAGCAUAAUAAGACAAGGCAUUUGCUUGCUUAUCAUAUACCUCUCUGUAGGAGUUGCCAUAUACUCUUUCAACAGAGACAAUUUUUCUGGCAUCGAAACUCACCCUGUAAUCGAUGCCCUUUACUUUUGUAUCGUUACCAUGUGUACCAUAGGUUACGGGGACAUAGCUCCUUUAACCCCAGUUACAAAGGUUUUUGCUUGCGUCUUUGUGUUGGUGGGGUUUGGAUUCAUUGACAUACUCCUUAGUGGGCUUGUAAAUUUCGUCCUAGAUUUGCAAGAGAAUAUGAUCCUAACGGGACUCCAAAUGGGUGCUCGUAGAGGUUUCUCAGCGAGGAAUUACAUUGUUGAUGUGGCAAAGGGUAGGAUGAGGAUCAGAUUGAAGGUUGGUUUGGCACUUGGUGUUGUGGUUCUGUGUAUUGGGAUUGGGAGUUUGGUGUUGUAUUUUGUUGAGGGUUUGGAUUCGGUUGAUUCCAUUUACUUAUCGGUUAUGUCUGUUACAACAGUUGGUUAUGGUGAUCGAGCCUUCAAGACCCUUCCGGGUCGGUUAUUUGCAGCUAUUUGGCUGCUCUUUUCUACAUUGAUGGUGGCACGGGCAUUCCUCUAUUUGGCAGAGGCCAGAAUUGAUAGAAGGCAUCGGAGAAUGGCCAAGAAAGUCUUGCAUAGACAAAUAACUGUCGAUGAUUUGCUAACUGCAGAUAUCAACAACAAUGGUUUUAUUAGUAAGUCAGAGUAUAUAAUCAUGAAGCUGAAAGAGAUGGGUAAAAUACAGGAAAAAGAUGUAUUGCAAAUUUGUGACCAAUUCAGGAAGCUUGACCCCUCUAACUGUGGGAAGAUAACAUUAUCUCAUAUAUUGGAGAGUCAAUCAUGACAGAGUAAGAGCAAAUCAACUGAUACAUGAAUAUGUAUUUGUUUCAAUGCAUAAGAUGGUAAGGCAUUACUUUUUCCCCUAGAAGAAAAUGGAAAAUCGGGGAAGAUGGUGGUGGUCGUAGGUGGCUCCUUCUUGUACAUUGAUAAGCUGAAGAGGUGGUACUGUAGUCUGUACCUACAUAUACACACUUCACUGAUCAAGUGUAGCUUAUUAAGAGUGGAUAGUGUGAUGCAGGGAAUGAAUUCUUUGAUAUGAUAUGAGGUCAAGUGGGAUGAUUUAAAUUGUACAUGGACAAAUCAUCAGUUAUUAUAUUUUUUCAUUUUCUAUUCUAAUAUACUUCUCAAUAACAAUUGGUUUGGUCAUAGAUAAGUAAGAUCAUCUCACCUCAUAUCACAUAAGAACCAUACUUUAGGACUUGACUCUGUAUGUAUAGAAGUGGAGCAUGUGAUUUGUGUGUCUGAGUACAUCCAGAAGUGGGAAAUUUCUUUGGUGCUUUGGAUGCACCGUAAAUUCAGUACAUUUUCUACUCAUGACACGUGUCUUACUUUUAUUAAAUCAAUAAUAGAUAAUUUAUUUUAAAAUCAGGUGAGAGAGUGAUUUGAUAUAAAGUAAGACACGUGUCAUAAUAUGAGUGAAAGAUGUGCCGAGUUUUCAGUACAUCUCUAGUACCAAAGAUAUUUUUCCAGAAGUGACGGGAGUUAGACUCGUUGAAGUGAUGGGACGCGUAUCUAUAUUGAGUAAGCGGCUUAACUGACAUAUGAUAAUGGAAUGUUUUAGUGAUUAGUUAGUGCCAUUUUCCGAGCUGAGAACAUUGAAUUAU
Messenger RNA from Gastrolobium bilobum, 1996 nucleotides. RefSeq names its product two-pore potassium channel 5-like. Gene Ontology annotation, molecular function: potassium ion leak channel activity. The transcript has 2 exons. The record is from RefSeq and is a predicted model, not a curated record. Bases 34 to 1176 code for a protein of 380 amino acids. Lineage: Eukaryota; Viridiplantae; Streptophyta; Magnoliopsida; Fabales; Fabaceae. Gene Ontology annotation, cellular component: plant-type vacuole membrane. Gene Ontology annotation, biological process: stabilization of membrane potential; potassium ion transmembrane transport.